Penaeus indicus is the source of this 1296-nucleotide messenger RNA. RefSeq lists its product as uncharacterized. The transcript is spliced from 9 exons. The record is from RefSeq and is a predicted model, not a curated record. Bases 1 to 1296 code for a protein of 431 amino acids. NCBI's taxonomy places the organism in Eukaryota, Metazoa, Arthropoda, Malacostraca, Decapoda, Penaeidae.
AUGAGCAAGAGCAUGAACGUCAACAAAACUAAAGAUAAAUCUACGCUGUCAGCACCCGGAAAGGACCCAGCUAUUGGGUUAAAUAGUGUAGGUACUAGGACCCUGUUGCCUUGCAGAGCUAUCUUGGAUGGCCAAAGACUAGGUCCACCGCCGCGACCCGUGUCAGCAUCCUCCGGUUGGCAUGAGAAAAUUGCAAGGGGUAUCAUGGAAACCACGACCAUGGUUAAAGAAGUUAGUGGAAAUCAAGAUUGUACGAGACCAGGUGAGGACGCGGUGAUACAACACAGAAUAGUAUGUACAAUACUCAACAUUAGGAAAGAGAAAAAGGUGAAGUUGGAAACCAACAGAAGGAUAAUGAUCUGGAAGUUAAAGGGAGAUAAAGUUGCGGAAUAUAGAGAAAAAGUAAAUGAAAAGAAUAAUGGUUCCACAAUCACAGUAGAGGAAAACUGGAAGGCACUGAAGACAGCCGUGAUGAACUCGGCAGCCGAAGUUUGCGGGACCACCAGGGGAGGAAAACACCAGGAAAAAGGAACAUGGUGGUGGAAUGAGCAGAAGAUAAAACAGAGCUGGAGAGACUACUUCAACAACCUCCUCAAUGUAGAAAAUGAAAGAGACCCGCUUGAAAGACUGCCACUGGCGGAAGGCCCGGUACAAGAAAUAUCACUUGAGGUCAGAGACGCCCUAAACAAAAUGAAAAGUGGAAAAGUAACGGGAGUGUCUGGACUACCUUGUGAAACACCUUGUGAAAUAGUAACCAUCUACAAGAGAAAGGGAGACCCAUGGGAGUUUGGAAAUUACAGAGGUAUUAAAUUGCUGGAACAAGGAAUUAAGGUCUUAGAGAAAAUCAUCGAGAAGAGACUACGCAUGCUUAGUAUCAUCGAUGACAUGCAGUUUGUUUUUUCUAAAGGAAAUUCUAAAGGAAAAGGAACAAUGGAUGCUGCGUCCAUCAUCAAGCAGCUGCAGGAAAAUCCUCUUGAAGUAGAUAAAGACGUAUACUUCACCUUUGCAGACUUGGAGUCUACAUAUGUCAUCCUUCUCCAUCUCGAUACAUUCAUAGACCCAUGCUUACAUCCACAGAACUUCAAUUAUGAUAUCUUGUCCUUCUAUGAAACUAAAUUAACUACAGAUAUGCAACAUCUCAUUAAUGCACCCAAUUGCAAUAUUGUCUUCCAUUCUAUCAUGGUGUACUUCAAAAUGUUAGGGCCUAUUCAUUUUCUGAUCUACAUCAAUGAUUUUGUGAAAACUUCCUCGUGUCUGAAAUUCAUCUUAUAUUCUUCAGGUAAUAUUAGAACAUAA